AAGAGACCCGCUCAUAUCCUUUUCUGUAUCUCUUCUUCUGUUUUCGUUUGGAGGUGUAACUUCUCUCUCGUCAGAGUUCGCACCUCCGUCGUGGGAACACUGGUCUGUUUUUUGUAUUUCUGUCCUAUGCAGUCGAACCCAAGGCAUUUUCAAAUAUAUUUUCUAAACAAAGUGUUACAAAAUCUUUCUUAUUCUCCCUAAUUUAUAUUUCACAAACAUCUUCUCCUAAGGGUCAGAAACGACGGAGCAUUCAUUUACAUUAAAUACAGUUGCGCGUAAAACAUAACUUUUUUUUGGUCUGGGUUGUGGGGUUUCGUUUUGAGUGAAAGUUGUUAGCAAACGUCAUAAUACGAUCAAGAAAAAUAAUUUCGGAAUGAUUUUAAGGCAUUUCCGCACUUGUGGGCAAGGUAACUUCUUCAUCUUUUAUAGGCAGGAGUGGGUUCCGACACUUCAGCCUCUUGUGUCUAAAGUAUGGUUCAUUUGCAUAAUUUUUCUUGUCUACAGUGACGCUGUGUUUCGGGGGAGUUCACAUAGUGUCUGCACGAUACUUCUGGAGUGAGCCAGACUUUAAAACAGCCGCUGCUACAUUUAAUAUUCACACGAAACAGCCUUUUCUCUAGCGUUUGAUGAGUGCAGCCGUGUGGGCUGAUAGCGCUUAUCUUCAUGACCAGGGUGCGCUGCCACAGUCCCGGGCUUGCCGAUCCAGAUCGAGAAAGGGAUUGGUUUCGUGCCUUUAGCAGAGCUCCUGCUACCAUCUUGUCUUCCUCUUUUGUCCAUGACUCCCGCAAGUGCACGCGCUAUCUGUUGCUGCCCUUCGCCAAACUUUUCCUGGACUCCCAUUCUAUCGAUUUUGUCGCUGAAUGAGAAAAUAUUAUGUUGUGUUCUGCAUUUGUCGUCAGAGGCUAAGGUCUACCCAGAGAGGCCAUUGGCAGAGAGGAGUCACGUGACCGCGGGGGCCAAUGUUAUUCUACAAGGGUGUCAAGACCCUGUCAGUUUCUGAAAUAAAUAUUGGGAAACAACGAGAUGCAAAAGGCGACCUACUACGACAGCUCUGCAAUAUACAGUGGCUACCCAUAUCAAGGAGCAAAUGGUUUCGGUUAUAAUGCCAAUCAGCAGCAAUAUCCCCCCUCCUCUCAUGUGGAAAGUGACUACCAUCGACCCGCUUGCUCCCUGCAGUCUCCGAGCUCCUCCGUCCCCCUCCAGAAGCCCCCUGAGAUUGGGAAAAGCUGCAUGCGGAGCAGCGCCGCCCAGGCCAGCCAGACCCCUGGUCUUCCCGACAGCCACCCACAGCCGCCUCCCCAGGCGCAGGCCGCUGCCCCCACGCCAGCCCCGGCCCCUCCACCGCCGCCAUCCCCGCCCCAGAACCCCAGCAGCAGCUCCGGAUCGGGCUCCGGCCCGCCCAGCGCCGGCAAGAACCCAGCACACCCCUCCCCGCCGGCCGCCGGCAGCAAGCAGAUCUUCCCCUGGAUGAAGGAGUCGCGCCAGACCUCCAAGCAGAAAAACAGCAGCAACGCCAGCUCAGUGGAGAGCUGUCCCGAAGAUAAGAGCCCGCCGGGGUCGGCAGCGUCCAAGCGCGCCCGGACCGCCUACACCAGCGCGCAGCUUGUGGAGCUGGAGAAGGAGUUUCACUUCAACCGCUACCUCUGCCGACCGCGGAGGGUGGAAAUGGCCAAUUUGCUGAACCUCACGGAAAGGCAGAUUAAAAUCUGGUUUCAGAACCGCAGGAUGAAGUACAAAAAGGAUCAGAAGGGAAAGGGAAUGAUGCCCUCCCCGGGAGGCCAGUCUCCACGAAGUCCUGUCCCCCCUUCGUCGGUAGGGGGAUACCUUAAUUCUAUGCACUCGCUAGUAAACAGUGUACCAUAUGAACCCCAGUCGCCCACGGCUUACAAUAAACCUCAUCAAAAUUCAUAUAGUCUGUCGACGUCAUAUCCGGCGCCUCUAAACAGCACUCUGAGUAGCUGCCCGCCCCCCCAAAAGAGAUACGCUGGGACUGCCGCGGUUACGCCUGAAUAUGAUGCGCACCCCCUUCAAGGCAACGGCAGCUACGGGACUUCUCAUCUGCAGGGGAGCCCAGUGUAUGUUGGAGGCAGCUACAUUGAUCCCAUGACGAAUUCCGGGCCCUCCAUUUUUGGCUUAACGCAUCUCCCUCACCCUGCGUCAGGCAGCAUGGACUACAAUGGCGGUAGCACUAUGGCCAGCAACCAUCACCAUGGACCGUGCGACUCACAUCCUACAUACACAGAUCUCACUCCUCAUCACCCGUCUCAGGGAAGAAUUCAGGAAGCGCCCAAACUGACGCAUCUCUAACGGACCAGUUAGCUGUGGCGGAAUAUCCUCUGACCUCUUUGUCAUUGUGUUACCUCCGACCCCAUCCCUGCCUUUUCUUCAGUAGCCGACCCACAUUUAUACUUUCAAUUGUGAUGUAGUAGCAAUACCUGUUGCUUGGAUUUCUCUAGAGCUUCGUUAGUGUUAUCGGCUUUCAUGAACUUUGUGUGGGGGCGCGCGUGGUCCCCAGACAUCGUCUUUAAUUUCCCGCUCUUUACUUUCCAUUUUUUUUAAUCAAAACAGGGUAUACGAACAAAUUCCCUAAGUUGCAUCUGUGUGAAUUUGUUCUCUUUUAUUUAUCCCAGUUGAAGAAUUGUGUUUGUAUUCUGUUGCACUUCUCGGGGCCAUAAGAACCAAAAGCGCUUGAAAAGAGGUUUCUCAUCAAGAGCUCCGGGCCUCCGCUGUUUGUAUUCUGAUGGACAUUAUUUAUUUGUUCUUGCAAAAUAUAGUAUUCUAAUUGUCUGAAGUAUUAUUUAUCCCCUUGCUAAUAUUUAUAGAAUAAUCAUGGUACAAAUAAUAGUUUUUUUUUGUUCUUUCUGGCCUAGUUAAAAACACGUGAUCAAUAUUUGACACAAUCGCCCAAGUCAGUUCCUCGCAGAUUGAUUUUUAAUGAUGACAAAAAUGUAUCAUGCAAUAAGACAAUAAGAUCCGAAAACCAACCAUUGAUUUAGAUACAGUUUGUACUUGUUAAUUGCUUGAUAUGGAAAGUACUUUUCUGUUUUAUUGGCGUGCAUUCCAUGCUGCUCCGGUUCUGAGAAAUAAAUAAACAUCUAAAAUA
Molecule: messenger RNA, 3103 nt
Organism: Lepisosteus oculatus (spotted gar)
Lineage: Eukaryota; Metazoa; Chordata; Actinopteri; Semionotiformes; Lepisosteidae
Gene: hoxa3a
Product: homeobox A3a
Biological process (GO): regulation of transcription by RNA polymerase II; embryonic skeletal system morphogenesis; anterior/posterior pattern specification
Cellular component (GO): nucleus
Molecular function (GO): RNA polymerase II cis-regulatory region sequence-specific DNA binding; DNA-binding transcription factor activity, RNA polymerase II-specific
Source: RefSeq, a predicted model, not a curated record